AGUACAUAAAUAGAGUCAGUAGGGGUUAGGAACCUGGGAGAUGUGUUGGAGACAAAACAGAGUUACCACCUUCAAAAAAGUAGAUAGUAAAGCAGAGACUAAUUAGCCACAUAGCUUAAGAAGUAGACUUUGGAGUGAGAUUUCUUGGGCUUGAAUCCUGUUUCUAUCACUUAUCAGCUGUGUGGCUUUUGACAAUUUACAUAACCUCUCUGCUUUGAGUUUCCUCAAUGGGCUUCAUACAGGAAAUCUAUUGCUGUGUCAAGUUCCAGAGAAAAGCUUCUGUUCGUCCAAGUUACUAAUCAGGCUAAACCACAUAGACGUGAAGGAAGGGGCUAGAAGGAAGGGAGUGCCCCACUGUUGAUGGGGUAAGAGGAUCCUGUACCGAGAAGUUGACCAGAGAGGGUCUCACCAUGCGCACAGUUCCUUCUGUACCUGUGUGGAGGAAAAGUACUGAGUGAAGGGCAGAAAAAGAGAAAACAGAAAUGCUCUGCCCUUGGAGAACUGCUAACCUAGGGCUACUGUUGAUUUUGACUAUCUUCUUAGUGGCUGAAGCGGAGGGUGCUGCUCAACCAAACAACUCAUUAAUGCUGCAAACUAGCAAGGAGAAUCAUGCUUUAGCUUCAAGCAGUUUAUGUAUGGAUGAAGAACAGAUUACACAGAACUACUCGAAAGUACUCGCAGAAGUUAACACUUCAUGGCCUGUAAAGAUGGCUACAAAUGCUGUGCUUUGUUGCCCUCCUAUCGCAUUAAGAAAUUUGAUCAUAAUAACAUGGGAAAUAAUCCUGAGAGGCCAGCCUUCCUGCACAAAAGCCUACAGGAAAGAAACAAAUGAGACCAAGGAAACCAACUGUACUGAUGAGAGAAUAACCUGGGUCUCCAGACCUGAUCAGAAUUCGGACCUUCAGAUUCGUCCAGUGGCCAUCACUCAUGAUGGGUAUUACAGAUGCAUAAUGGUAACACCUGAUGGGAAUUUCCAUCGUGGAUAUCACCUCCAAGUGUUAGUUACACCUGAAGUGACCCUGUUUCAAAACAGGAAUAGAACUGCAGUAUGCAAGGCAGUUACAGGGAAGCCAGCUGCGCAGAUCUCCUGGAUCCCAGAGGGCGAUUGUGCCAGUAAGCAAGAAUACUGGAGCAAUGGCACAGUGACUGUUAAGAGUACAUGCCACUGGGAGGUCCACAAUGUGUCUACCGUGACCUGCCACGUCUCCCAUUUGACUGGCAACAAGAGUCUGUACAUAGAGCUACUUCCUGUUCCAGGUGCCAAAAAAUCAGCAAAAUUAUAUAUUCCAUAUAUCAUCCUUACUAUUAUUAUUUUGACCAUCGUGGGAUUCAUUUGGUUAUUGAAAGUCAAUGGCUGCAGAAAAUAUAAAUUGAAUAAAACAGAAUCUACUCCAGUUGUUGAGGAGGAUGAAAUGCAGCCCUAUGCCAGCUACACAGAGAAGAACAAUCCUCUCUAUGAUACUACAAACAAGGUGAAGUCGUCUCAGGCAUUACAAAGUGAAGUUGACACAGACCUCCAUACUUUAUAAGUUGUUGGACUCUAGUACCAAGAAACAACAACAAACGAGAUACAUUAUAAUUACUGUCUGAUUUUCUUACAGUUCUAGAAUGAAGACUUAUAUUGAAAUUAGGUUUUCCAAGGUUCUUAGAAGACAUUUUAAUGGAUUCUCAUUCAUACCCUUGUAUAAUUGGAAUUUUUGAUUCUUAGCUGCUACCAGCUAGUUCUCUGAAGAACUGAUGUUAUUACAAAGAAAAUACAUGCCAAUGACCAAAUAUUCAAAUUGUGCAGGACAGUAAAUAAUGAAAACCAAAUUUCCUCAAGAAAUAACUGAAGAAGGAGCAAUUGUGAACAGUUUCUUGUGUAUCCUUUCAGAAUAUUUUAAUGUACAUAUGACAUGUGUAUAUGCCUAUGGUAUAUGUGUCAAUUUAUAUGUCCCCUUACAUAUACAUGCACAUAUCUUUGUCAAGGCACCAGUGGGAACAAUACACUGCAUUACUGUUCUAUACAUAUGAAAACCUAAUAAUAUAAGUCUUAGAGAUCAUUUUAUAUCAUGACAAGUAGAGCUACCUCAUUCUUUUUAAUGGCUAUAUAAAAUUCCAUUGUAUAGUUAUAUCAUUAUUUAAUUAAAAACAACCCUAAUGAUGGAUAUUUAGAUUCUUUUAAGUUUUGUUUAUUUCUUUUAAGUUUUGUUUGUGGUAUAAACAAUACCACAUAGAAUGUUUCUUGUGCAUAUAUCUCUUUGUUUUUGUUUGAGUAUAUCUGUAGGAUAACUUUCUUGAGUGGAAUUGUCAGGUCAAAGGGUUUGUGCAUUUUACUAUUGAUAUAUAUGUUAAAUUGUGUCAAAUAUAUAUGUCAAAUUCCCUCCAACAUUGUUUAAAUGUGCCUUUCCCUAAAUUUCUAUUUUAAUAACUGUACGAUUCCUGCUUCUACAGUUGCCACUUUCUCUUUUUAAUCAACCAGAUUAAAUAUGAUGUGAGAUUAUAAUAAGAAUUAUACUAUUUAAUAAAAAUGGAUUUAUAUUUUUGGUCAUGUUUGUAAGAGAGUAAUGCACCUGUGAGAACAUUAGCUUAUUCUGAACUCAUUAUAUCUCCACAGAGGUGUUGAUACUUGAUGCCUAACAGUUUUGCAGAUGUGCUACAUUGGAACUGUGUAUUUUUAUGGUGUACAUUCUAUUGUGAUAUAUUUAUUGAAUAAUUAAUGUCUAUUGACCAUAUAAGUGGCGAAAAAUGCACCAUAGAGGACAUGGGGUAUUUAUUUACAAACUAUGAGCUACAUGAUAAGCAAGUGGCCAUGGGAUGACAUGACCCUCCCCUCCAUAUUUUUGUGGAGCAAAAUAUUGGCAAUGUUUAUGUGAAUCAUUGUUAAUAUCAUGAAAUUAUUUUUAAUUAAAAACAUAAGUCUAUUUUCUCCAUAGCAGAAAAAACAUGAAAAGUUUUUUCAUCAUGAUAGAAAUUGAAACAAAAUAUAUCCAUUCUUCAAUCAUACCAUCUGAGAUUUUUAAGACAGCUAUUUUGUCUUAUAAGUAUAUUUUUCUCCCUCUAGACAUUUCAGUUACUAUGGAUUUUGUCCUCAAAGGGACUUUUAGUCUAUUUUGGAUGUAAAGCUAAUCUAAUGACACUUGGCACAUGAUAUUUUGAUCAAGCCAUUUUGACUUGACCAAAAAGCAGUGUCCCUUAGGUUUCUGCAUAUAAAUAUUACCAAGCAAUGUUCACAAUAGACAUCAUUACACUGUCCUUGAAAUUUAUUAAUUCUUCAUCCAACCCUGGUUGAGCUGAGGCUCAUAGUUAGGUUCAAGACUAUCUGUUUAAAUAUUACUGAAAAACAAAGUAAGACAGUAUUAUGCUUACCUCUUAACUUGAUAAUGUCAAAACAGGCAUGUUAAAUGACAUCAUAGAAAAGACUUCAAGAUAAUUUAUAGAAGUUAAAUUAUAUUGUACAGAAAAUAAUUGUAUGAAAAUCUCUACUAUGGGGCUGGAACAUGGUUGAACAUUAGAAUGAUAUAAAAAAUUAUAUAUAUUCUCCAAAUCCACGCUAGACCUGUCAAAUUAGAGAAUCUAGAGAUUAGACCUGGUGUGUCAGCAAGGUCAUCCAGGAAGCAGAGGCUGAGACGGAGUUAGGUGUGAUUACUUACAUAGUCGAUUACAUUUUACAAAUAACAUUUUAUAUGUCUCAUUUACUGUGCUUUCUCCCCAUCCCAUUUUGUAUCUUUUCCUUUGCUUUGCUAGAUUUGUCAAUUUUCUCUCUCUUUCUCUGUCUCUCUCUCUUUCAAUAUCUCUAAUAAUUUGAAAGUAAUUCAUCAUAACUAAACAUCUAUUGGGGUUAUGCUUCACUUACAAACUUCUGAAAACGGCUUUACUGAGAUAUAAUUGAUAUAUUUAAGUGUACAGUUUGUUAAAUUUUGCACAUAUUUAAAAUGUGGACUUUGGUAAAUGUUGACAUAGUUUUACAUCUGUGAAACCAUCAGCAUAAUCAAGAUAAUAAACUUGUCCAUCACCCCCCAAAA
This is a messenger RNA of Pan troglodytes (chimpanzee), 4004 nucleotides long. RefSeq names its product CD200 receptor 1 (gene CD200R1). Gene Ontology annotation, cellular component: external side of plasma membrane. Gene Ontology annotation, biological process: regulation of neuroinflammatory response. The record is from RefSeq and is a predicted model, not a curated record. The coding region runs from base 483 to 1529 and encodes 348 amino acids. Gene Ontology annotation, molecular function: signaling receptor activity. The transcript is spliced from 9 exons. NCBI's taxonomy places the organism in Eukaryota, Metazoa, Chordata, Mammalia, Primates, Hominidae.